Aspergillus udagawae is the source of this 1464-nucleotide messenger RNA. RefSeq lists its product as uncharacterized. Gene Ontology annotation, biological process: regulation of DNA-templated transcription. Gene Ontology annotation, molecular function: zinc ion binding; DNA-binding transcription factor activity, RNA polymerase II-specific. Lineage: Eukaryota; Fungi; Ascomycota; Eurotiomycetes; Eurotiales; Aspergillaceae. The transcript is spliced from 3 exons. The coding region runs from base 1 to 1464 and encodes 487 amino acids. The record is from RefSeq and is a predicted model, not a curated record.
AUGCCUGGUAUUCCAUCGGGCAAGGCUUGCGAAGCAUGCCGAAAGCAGAAGAAAAAGUGCGACGAGAAACAGCCAACCUGCGGACGAUGUCUGCGCUUGAAGAUACCAUGCGUGGGCUCUGGCCAACAAAGGUUUAAAUUCCAAGAAGAAAAGCGUUUCACCGAGCAAGUUCGACAAGAACAUAACAGCGUCGCUUUAUCUACAGCCAGUAAAUCUAAUAUCUCAUCAUCUAAUGGCACGCCCUUACCUCCUAGCGGCGGCCAAUUCCUGUUCAUCCACGCCAAACCAAGCAAUAGCACCACCCGAUUGGCAGAAGCCUUCACUCAAGCCAUUAAACGCUCCACUGAUAUCCGCUACAACCUCGAGUGGAGCUUUGGCAUAUUUCUCGAAGAAGUCCCUCGCCGAAUAGGCACUAACGAUGCACUGGACCGCGCCGUCGACGCGGUUACUAGCGCGCAUACGGACUUUUGCAACCGCCAGCCCGGAUCAGUGCAGGCGUUGACCAAGUACUCGGCUGCACUACGCACUCUACGGGUUUACUUGGAUGAUCCAGUUCAUGCACAGGAAACCAACACAAUAGCCGCAGUAAUGAUCCUCCUUAUCUGUCAGACGAUACUGGGGCAGACCACCACCCAGCAAUGGUCUGGACAUUGUGAAGGCGCGACACAAAUUCUCAAAGCUCGGAAGAACUUUGGACCCCGCAAUGAGUUCGAAGCAAAGAUUUACAUGUCCCUACGGGGAAGUGUUCUAUUCGAGGGCCUCUUCAACCAUCGGAUCCAACUCAGCGAAGAAGAAUGGGAUUCUCUCAUCGUGAAUGAAUACGACAGGCGUAAUCCCGAAGGCCGCCUACUGCAAACUCUCUCCCGAGCCCCAGGUUUAAUGCGCCGUGCCAGAAUCUUUCUCCGAACAGCAUCCGACCCAACAGGCGUCCAAGAUGAACUCUGGACACUCUACCAAGCCUGCAAGCUCGACCUAGACAAACUCAAACAAGGAAGUAUCCACAAAGAUCUCUCUAUCGCCGAAGCCCUACCCCGAGGAUCCCAUCGCGCAUGGCUAGAACGCCUCCUAACCGUACACUACGACCGUAUAUACGGCAUCGGUCUGGUGAUAACCUUAUUCUUCAACUGCAUGCUACAAGCACUUGGGACACAUAGUGACGCGGUACAAGCCGAUGCGUACUAUUUCACCGAGGAGAUUCUCAUGUUGGCUGAGAUAUCGGAGGAUCUUCGGCCAAUGGGGUCGGGGUAUCUGAUUAUUUGUCUUACGACAGCGUGGGCAGCGAGCAGAGAUAUUGAGCAGAGAGGGAGGGUUCUGACGUGGCUGUGUGAUUACCAGAAGGAUUUUAAUAAUUGGCAAUUCAGUCGUUGGCAGCAGGAUCUGAAGUGGACGGCGGAGCAUUUGUGUUUGGGGGAUCCGUUGGGGUUGCAUCAAGAUGUGGAUUAUUCGGGUUAUCUGGUUCGUUAA